Molecule: messenger RNA, 1929 nt
Organism: Trichomonas vaginalis G3
Lineage: Eukaryota; Parabasalia; Trichomonadida; Trichomonadidae
Exons: 1
Coding region: 1-1929 (642 amino acids)
Source: RefSeq, a predicted model, not a curated record
AUGAUUGAUAAGUUUAAGGCCCUGAAAGACGUUCAACGUAUAAUACACCAAAAUGUGGAGUUUUCCAAAGCAUUUUUCGAAUCAGGAAAUGAUAUUAUAGGUGAAAUUCAAAAAAUUAAUGAAAAUAUCACAAAUACAUACGAAAAAUACUUUUGUCGCUUGAAUAAGAUAAUACAUCAACUUAGUGAAACAGGUAUUGCUUUCCAAUUAGUUAAUGAACCAGAAAUUAUUUUGAAUUUCUUGUUAUCGAAGAAAAUUAUCACCCAAGAAAAUCUUAAUGACAUUAUAAAUUCACACAAUCUAAUUGAUUUAUAUAUCACUUACUUUCCUUCUUUUUUCAACUAUUUUCUUAUUCAAACAAAUUUAGACGAAGAAUCUUCAAAACAAUCUCAUUAUUCAUUCAUGAAGGAAAUUUAUGAUAAAGCCAGUAAAGAACCUGCAUUUAAAGCACUUUUCUUCAACUUUGCUAUUGUUGAGUUUUUAACACCUCAAUUCAUUUAUUUUUUAAACAAAAUCAUUGACAUAUCUUAUGCUUACUUUGAUUCAACUGAUAAUUAUGUUUUGGAGCCAGAUGAAAAUGAAUUCAUUAACAAAUUUAACAAAAAUAUUCAUAAAUGUCCAGAUUACAUUCUUGAUCUAAUAAAAAUCACACCAGAAGUCAUUACAAAUUCUCUUCAACUUUUAAUCAAUAAACAUCCAAUAUUAUUAGAUCUUGUUCCUUAUUACAUUGAUGCGAAAGAUAAUUUCGUCAAAUUACAAGCUCCUAUUGAUAUAAAUAAUACAAUUAAGAAUUCUACAAAGAGUCAAAAAACAGGAUACAUUGACGUAAUAUUACCAAGAAAUUCUCUUGAAACAGAACAAAGAAUUAAACAUGAAGGACUUAGAAAUCUUUUAAAGGAACUUCCUCCUCUUCCUAUCAUUUCAAAUCCAAACAAUGAAAUGACAAUUGAGGGAUAUUUGAGAUACAGUAUUAGUUUAAUCCAUUCUAAUAAGCGAGCUUAUUUUGAAAAGAAACUUAAUGAAUUCCUCAAAUACAGUGAAAAAGGAAGAAUGCAAAGUUUAUUCAGUAGCAAUGAUCCAAGAAUGAUUCAAAUUGCAAAUAAUGUGAUUUUGGAAAUAAAUCCACAAGAAAAGAGUUAUGGUGCUACUCUAUCAUGCCAAUACGCAACUACAAAGGGAAAACUAUUAAAAUUUGAACAAAAAUACAAAGAAAUACACGAAAACUUAAUUGGAUAUUAUAUCCAUUUAUAUGAAGAGGGAGGUAAAACUAAAUAUAUUCUCAAGAAAGAUGUUGAAAAUCUCAAAAAGGAAUUCCCAGAUGUAUACUUUAUUUAUCAAAAACACAUGAAAUUUAUCAAAUAUAACUACAAGAAAACCUACAAAGAGUUUGUUUCCAAACAUGAUAUAGAUAUCUAUUUUCAAAUGCGUGCAAAUAUUUUUGAAAGAUAUGAAAGAUUUUAUGAUUUCCAAUAUGAUCCAGAUGUUCCAUGUUUUGAUUAUCAGAAAGCUAUGUUCAUGAAUAGUGAAAAAUGGCUACAAAAGAAAAUUAAUUUUUGCAAAGCUUUUUCAUAUAACAAAGACCCAAUUGAACUAUAUAAAAUCUUUACUACAUUCGAUACAAGAAUGUUCAAAAUAUUCAAUGGAGAUGAUGGACCAUUUGAUAAAGAUCAUGAAUUUCCUUUCUAUUUAGUUCUUAUAUCCUUCCAUACACCUCCAAAUUUCUUUGUAAUCCUCAACUAUAUCAAAGAAAGUCUUACUCUAAUAGAUAAAAAUGAUUCUCAAAAAGAACUUGUUUUUAAAGAGGAAAUCAAAUCGAAAAUCAGUAUAUAUUUGCUGAUGGAAAACUUUGAUCUUAUUGAAGAAAAAAAGAAAGCAGAGAUUGAGAAAAGAGAAAGAGCAAAAAGGAAAGCAAUCGACAAUCUUAAAUAA